This is a messenger RNA of Plectropomus leopardus (leopard coralgrouper), 760 nucleotides long. The record is from RefSeq and is a predicted model, not a curated record. NCBI's taxonomy places the organism in Eukaryota, Metazoa, Chordata, Actinopteri, Perciformes, Serranidae.
UGUGUCUCGGGUGUGUUUCAGGUGUGAGGAUGAGCUGGCCGGUGCUGUCGCAGCCUCGGCCGCUGGUUGUUUCCUCUGCUGACGCUGAAUGGGCCUCUGGGAUCUGUGAAUGCUGCGACGACAUGAGAGAGUGCUGCUUUGCGUGCUGGUGCUGUCCCUGUUUCGCCUGUAAAACCAGUAGACGGUACGGUCAGUGUCUCUGUCUCCCGCUGCUGGACGUCCUCAGCUGUGUCCGUCCCAUCACCAUGUCCAUGAGAGUCUCCGUCCGGCAGCUCUACGGCAUCAGAGGCAGUGUGUGCAGAGACUGUGUGUGCUCCACUUUUUGUCCGGCGUGCGUCUGGUGUCAAAUAUCCAGAGAGCUGAAGAAGAGGAAGCUCCCCACCACGCUGGGUGACAUCAUCCACCGCUGAUGACAUCAUCCCCCGCCGAUGACGUCAUCACUGUGACGCCUGUUUUUUGUCAGUGUUGUUUACAUGUUUACUAACCGUCUCUGUACACUUUACACGUAUUAAUUACCUGCUUUGCACAAAGAGUAUUUUUUUAAAUAUUUGUUUUCUUGAAAAUUUAUCAAAAAUGUUUGUUUUUUUUGUACAUUUUGAUUUGUUUAAUUUAACGUGGUUUCUAUGUGUUUUUGUCUCAACAUGCUGGGGCCCCUGGCCCCCACCGAGGGUCGUGAGUUGAGUAUUACUGAUCUAACUACAUUUUUAGCCUUUAAAAAAAAAGUUAAGUAGAAAAACCAUCUGAAGUUUUAAAAAUAAAG